Vitis riparia (riverbank grape) is the source of this 2667-nucleotide messenger RNA. RefSeq names its product U-box domain-containing protein 11-like. Gene Ontology annotation, molecular function: protein binding; ubiquitin-protein transferase activity. The record is from RefSeq and is a predicted model, not a curated record. NCBI's taxonomy places the organism in Eukaryota, Viridiplantae, Streptophyta, Magnoliopsida, Vitales, Vitaceae. The coding region runs from base 498 to 2417 and encodes 639 amino acids. Gene Ontology annotation, biological process: protein ubiquitination. The transcript has 4 exons. Gene Ontology annotation, cellular component: nucleus; cytoplasm.
GGAAGCUGAUGUUGAUGCAUGUAGAAACAGUUCUCUCGUUCCAGCUAGCUCUUGAUGGAAUUUGUAAAAGGGGAUUGAAAAAGAAGCACUUCUCAUGCAAAUGUAUAGCCCCUGUUACUUUUUCGGUCUGUUUGGGUGGUAGGAAAACAAACAACUUUUAAUAAUAGUAAUAGAUAAUAAAUAAACGAAAAGGAAAUUGGAGUGAAACAGCUUUACAGCCACAAACCCAAGAGGAAAAAGGUGUAAAGUAGUUGAAAUCCAAUUCACAGAAAUCAGAAUCCAACUGUACUCCCUUGUUUUCUUGUAUUGUAUUUUAUAUUUGUAUAUAUUGGUUGGGUCCGAGAAUCUCGGUUUCGGCAAUCUCCUUUUCUCUUUCUAAACCCAUUAAUCAAAAUGAAGGCAAAGCCAAACAUAGCCCAAUUCCUAAUCAGCCCUUCUUCAUCGCCAUUCUGCUAGGACCGAAUAAGGUCGGCACCACGUGCUCCCUCCACGUGGCAAUGGACGCCGGCGGCGAUCUCUUGGCCCUCGUGAACGACGUCGUGGGGGUCUCCGUUGGGUUUGGAGGUGUGUUCAAGCGGGAUUGCACGGAUCUUGUCCGUAGGAUCGCGCUUUUGACGCAUUUGUUCGAGGAGAUCAGAGAUUUCGGGGCUGGUUUGAGGCCUUUGGAUGUGUCGACUUCAUCGGCGUCUCCCUUGACUUGCCUGUCUGAAGUAGCCAAUGCUCUUCAGGCUGCUAAGCGCCUUCUGUCCGCCGCUGGAAAUUUCAAUACCGACGCCUUUUCUGAUGGAGCUGCCAAGAAAAUUACCUUCCAAUUUCAAUGUGUUACAUGGAAAUUGGAAAAAACAUUGGGAAAUCUACCAUAUGAUCAUUUUGAAAUCUCAGAGGAAGUUCGAGAACAGGUUGAAUUGGUUAGAGCACAGUUGAGAAGAGCAACAGAAAGAUACGGUCCUCUGAAUUCAAAAGUGGUAUCUUGUGCUCUAUCCCUGCCAUUGGACAGAGAAAUUCAUCCUCGACAGUCUGGAAACAGGGUAACUGGAAGCUUUCAUAUUGAGAAUUUGGGUAACAUAAAUCCAGAAGCUAAGGCCAAGAUGGACAGUGUCCCAAAAUGUAACGAUUCUCACAGCAUUACAGAUCAGUUUGUUCCUGAAUCUGGAAGGCUAAGUAACUCAUCUGCAUCAGCUGAGGCCCAUCUAUCGAAUGACAUUGAUGCAGAAAAAGGUCACAAAUCAGCUACAAAGAGUCUAGAGGAAAUUAAGAAGCCUGACUCUGUUGUAAUUCCCAAUGAUUUCCUAUGCCCUAUAUCCCUUGAACUGAUGAGGGAUCCUGUUAUUGUGGCCACAGGACAGACCUAUGAGAGAUCUUACAUACAGAGAUGGAUAGAUUGUGGCAACUUAACAUGUCCAAAAACACAGCUUGAGCUUCAAAAUCUGACACUCACCCCAAAUUAUGCUUUGAGAAGUUUAAUUACUCAAUGGUGCACUAAGAACAAUAUUGAGCAACCAACUGGAUUAGUCAAUGGGAGGAUAAAAAAGAGUGAUGGGACAUUUCGUGAUGUCAGUGGAGAUAUAGCAGCCAUUGAGGCAUUGGUCCGCAAACUAUCAAGCUGGUCCAUUGAGGAGCGCAGAGCUGCUGCUACUGAAAUCCGAUCACUCUCCAAAAGAAGCACGGAUAACAGGAUACUAAUAGCAGAAGCAGGAGCCAUUCCAGUUCUAGUCAACCUGUUAACAACAGAUGACGUGGUAACUCAAGAAAAUGCAGUUACUUCCAUUCUAAACCUCUCCAUUUAUGAGAACAACAAGGGACUUAUAAUGCUUGCUGGUGCCAUUCCUUCUAUUGUCCAAGUCCUUAGAAGUGGAAGCAUGGAGGCAAGGGAGAAUGCUGCCGCAACACUUUUUAGCUUGUCAGUUGCAGAUGAGAACAAAAUUAUAAUAGGUGCCUCUGGAGCAAUGCCAGCUUUGGUAGAACUGCUCCAAAACGGAAGCACGAGAGGAAAGAAAGAUGCUGCAACAGCACUUUUCAAUUUAUGCAUUUAUCAAGGAAACAAGAGCAGGGCUGUGAAGGCAGGGAUCAUUACUGCAUUAUCAAAGAUGCUCACAGAUUUAAACAAUUGCAUGGUGGAUGAAGCUCUCACAAUACUAUCCGUUCUUUCUAGCCACCAAGAGGCUAAAAUUUCCAUAGUAAAGGCUAGCAUCAUACCAGUGUUGAUAGAUCUUUUGAGGACAGGUCUACCCCGCAACAAAGAGAAUGCUGCUGCCAUUUUGCUUUCCCUCUGCAAGAGAGAUAAUGAGAAUCUUGCCUGUAUUAGUAGGCUUGGCGCUGUCAUACCCCUUGCUGAGCUUGCUAAGAGCGGCACAGAGAGAGCCAAGCGCAAGGCUACUUCAUUGUUGGAGCAUCUUCAAAGAUUACAGCAACUCUGACAAAUGUACUCAUACCAUGAUAUUCUUGUAUUUUUUCUCUUUCUUGCUUACACUUCCUAUUAUUUGUCAAUGAAUGUUACUCUCUAUUUUGAGGGUGAAACUGAGGAUAUGAGCACGAGACAACAAGUGUUCUCAUUGCUUCUCUGUAUUCAUUUUUAUCCCUUUUUUUUUUCCCUGUAUCGAGUGUGUUAGAAAUUCGUUUGAUCUUUGGUUUGUUAUGAAAGCCUUGGGGAAAUUUCUUUCUUUGGCA